CAGAGUGGCAAUUCCCUAGGCGGUGGCGGUGGCGGUGGCGACAGUUGGGGGCACAGCACAGCACGCGAUGAACUCUCAGGACUGCGAGGCGGACGCGGCCCCUGGGCCCCCAGCCUGCGACUACGUGGCCACCUGGUGGAACAUGGUCCUGCGGAACCUGCGAUCUCUUCCACACUCCUGUUCAACACUCAGAGGAAAAAUUGCUGCUCUGUACAUCAGCUUUACUAGUAAACCAUUAAAAGAACACAUUUUCCCUCCUCUGAUGGACAUGCUGAUUUAUUUUAAUUUUUACAAAGCUCCAUUUCUUGUGGAUUUAAAGAAACCAGAGUCAAAGAUUCCUCACACUGUGAACUUCUACAUAAGGGCUGAACCCCGAGUGAUGCUGGGAAUCUGGCACACAGUCCCCAGCUGCCGGGGAGAAGAUGCCAAGGGGAAGGACUGUUGCUGGUAUGAAGCAGCCCUUCACGAUGGGAACCCGAUUAUUGUUUAUCUUCAUGGCAGUGCAGAACAUAGGGCAGCCCCUCACAGGCUUGAGCUGGUAAAGGUGCUGAGUGAUGGUGGCUUUCAUGUUCUCUCUGUUGACUACAGAGGGUUUGGGGACUCAACGGGGAAGCCCACGGAGGAGGGACUGACUGCGGAUGCUAUUUGUGUCUAUGAGUGGACCAAGGCAAGAUGUGGUGCCACUCCUGUGUGUCUCUGGGGCCACUCUCUGGGCACAGGAGUUGCAACAAAUGCUGCAAAAGUGUUAGAAGAGAAAGGAUGCCCAGUUGAUGCCAUUGUCUUGGAAGCUCCUUUUACCAACAUAUGGGAUGCAAGUAUCAACUAUCCCUUGUUAAAGAUUUACCAGAAGCUGCCAGGAUGUGUACAGGUGCUUAUGGAUGCCCUGAGAAAAGACAGGAUAGUCUUCCCCAGUGAUGAAAAUGUUAAAUUCCUGUCUUCUCCCCUGCUCAUCUUACAUGGAGAGGAUGACAGGACUGUGCCUUUGGAGUGUGGAAAAAAGCUCUAUGAAAUUGCACAUGAUGCCUACAGGCACAAAGAGAGGGUCAAGAUGGUUAUCUUUCCUCCUGGUUUCCAUCACAAUUUCCUUCAUAAAAGUCCCAUACUAUUAAAAACCGUGAGAGAUUUCCUGAGUGAGCAGUGGGCUUAGGUCAUGAGAGCAGCAGCAAUCUUCACUGAGGACUUGGUCCAAAUACCACCUUUAAUGUAUAUUUUCCUUAUGCAACAUUCUACUGGGAUGCUUGAAUGAGCUGAAACCACUGACACUUCCCCAAGACACUUGUCAUCUAAACAAGGAGAAUGUAGGGGAGGCAUGGAAUGUUCUCAUUUAGCUCAUCAUAGUCUACUUUGAAACAUGCUGAAACCUCAUCACCAUGGAGAAUCAGAAUUUGGUAAAAUUUGGAUCUCAUCUAAAAAUGUAUAGUCAUCAGACUGGGGACAUUUGCUAUGGUGGGAACAUCUGCACCUGCCCCCAAAUUCAUAUGUCGAAGGUUAUGAUGUUGGGGGAGGUGACUGGAUCAUGAGAGUUCAGUCAUGAACAGGAUUAGUGUCCUUAUGAAAUAGGCCCAAAGAGCUCUGUACCUCUUCCACUGGGAGGACACAACAGGAAGACCACACCUAUGAACAGAAAGUGGUCCCCACUAGACACUGAAUGUGCUAGCCCCUUGAUUUUGGACUUCUAAUUGCCAGAACUAUGAGAAAUAAAUUUCUAUUAUUUAUAAGUUAUUCCGUUUAUGACAUUUUGUUAUAGCAGCCUGAAUAGACUAAGACAUAGUCUUUGGUCUGGACUUAGCAGUAUUAAAUAAAGGUGCUUUGGGCUGGGGCUGUAGCUCAGUGGUAGAGCACCUGCCUUGCAUGUGUGAGGCACUGGGUUUGAUCCUCAGUAUCACAUACAAAUAAAUAAAUAAAGAUAUUUUUUUUAAAAAUGGUGCUUUACUGUAGUUAAAGAAUUUGUUUUUGUUUAAUUCAUUUAAAUAGCACUAUCAAGUUCUAAGCACUUUUCCAAUUUUCUGAUUAGUUUUGGGUUAAGUCCUUGCAAGCUAUCAAUCUGCUAUAAAGCAAUAAGUUUUGGCACUCCUGGAGUCUUCAGUAAUUGACACUUUAUUUUCAGUCCUAAAUACAACCAUACAUGUUCCAUUUCCAUUCCCAAAGAUACUUAACUAUUAGCUAAUAAAUCAAUGAAUGCUGUGAAAAUGUUCAAAUUCAAUAAGAAGCUCUUUUUUUUUU
Marmota monax (woodchuck) is the source of this 2223-nucleotide messenger RNA. RefSeq names its product abhydrolase domain containing 12B (gene Abhd12b). Gene Ontology annotation, molecular function: phosphatidylcholine lysophospholipase A1 activity; monoacylglycerol lipase activity. NCBI's taxonomy places the organism in Eukaryota, Metazoa, Chordata, Mammalia, Rodentia, Sciuridae. Gene Ontology annotation, cellular component: endoplasmic reticulum membrane. The record is from RefSeq and is a predicted model, not a curated record. The transcript has 13 exons. Gene Ontology annotation, biological process: phosphatidylserine catabolic process; monoacylglycerol catabolic process. Bases 68 to 1147 code for a protein of 359 amino acids.